AUGAACAACAAACUCGCUGAUUUAAUUAGCAACUACCUCAACGAAUAGAAACAUCUAACCGAUAAGUAUACUAGGUUAUUCAAUCAAAUUAAACAAGCUGACUCCUAUUAUGGUCGCAAUUCCAAUUCUAUUCUAAAUCUCAAGAAAAGGUCUUCAAAUUCAGAUUACAGUUAUAGUUCCAACAAAGAAAAAGUAUACUGUUAAUUUUGUGGAAAGCAAUACACUAGCAGAUUGCCGCUCAAAAAUCACAUCGAAAAGUUCCACUUCCAAGAAAACUACCCUUCCAAACAGGAACUGUCCACCAAACAGAUCACUCCCUAUGAUGAUGAUGAUGAAGAUUACAGAAAUGACGAAAAUAGUUACAAUGAAGCAGAUGAAGAAUUGAGACAAAAAUUAUUAAGGAAUGUCCAAGCCAUUGAGAAGAGAGAACGCCAGGGUCCUCCUCAAGAAGAAGUCAUCAUCAGUGGCAUAGAUUCAGAUUCAGACAAUUGAUUUCUAUUCAAUAUUCAAUUAAUUACAUAUUUAUACAUACAAUUGUGAUGUCUCUUAGNAUCCUAAUUAUAUUCAACCACUCUUCAACGAAUUCGAAGAACUCAAAGAAACUCAACUCAAACAAGCCAUCAGUCAAUUAGCAUUCAGAAUGAAUUUCCCAUUGGAGAAGAUCCUGGUUAUGGAUGGGUCCAAAAGAUCGGACCAUUCAAAUGCCUACUUCUUUGGUAUGUACAGCAAGCGAAUAGUGCUGUAUGACACUCUCAUCAAUAAUCUGACAAACGAGGAGAUUGUGGCUGUGGUUGCUCAUGAAUUGGGACAUUGGAAAUAUAGACAUCCCUACAUCAAAUUAUUAUUCUUUUGCAUCAAAAGUAUGUAUUAGUAUUUAAUUAUAGUUUUGAUCACUUUCUACAUCUUUGGCUUCUACAGAGAUUCGGAUGUCGUGUUCUUGAGUUUUGGUUUCAAGGAGAAGUCCAUCUUCAUUGGGUCUGCCUUGUUCUUUUCUCUCUUUGAACCCAUGAAUACAUUGUUCCAAAUAUUCGAACUCCAUUUGUCCCGUUUCUUCGAGUAUCAGGCAGACAUAUUUGCCAAUCAUCAUGGUCUCGGGUCCUAUUUGAUGAGUGGAUUGAUCAAGCUGUUCAAAUAGAACUCCACGAAUUUGAUGGUAGACCCAAUCUAUCAAUGGUACUAUAAUAGUCAUCCCUCAUUGUUUGAGCGAUUGAAGUACUUAAAUAAAUUGAGAUGA
Molecule: messenger RNA, 1234 nt
Organism: Paramecium octaurelia
Lineage: Eukaryota; Ciliophora; Oligohymenophorea; Peniculida; Parameciidae
Source: the annotation of a GenBank genome assembly